Hyalella azteca is the source of this 2234-nucleotide messenger RNA. RefSeq names its product TOM1-like protein 2. Gene Ontology annotation, cellular component: endosome; membrane. Gene Ontology annotation, molecular function: clathrin binding; phosphatidylinositol binding; ubiquitin binding. Gene Ontology annotation, biological process: signal transduction. The record is from RefSeq and is a predicted model, not a curated record. NCBI's taxonomy places the organism in Eukaryota, Metazoa, Arthropoda, Malacostraca, Amphipoda, Hyalellidae. The coding region runs from base 88 to 1551 and encodes 487 amino acids. The transcript is spliced from 13 exons.
AGAUGUCUGUUUAGAAUCAGAAUCGUUCUUUUGAAACGAACAAGUUGUCCAUAUGAUUUUGACACUAACGUGACGUCAGAUGGCAAAAUGGCUUUCUUCACUAAUCCUCUAACAACGCCUAUCGGGCAAAAAAUUGAAAAAGCUACAAGUGAUACACUAGCAUCUGAAGAUUGGUCCCUCAACUUGGAAAUUUGUGACUUGAUCAACAGCGACAGUGGUGAUGAAUUGGCCAAAGAUGCUGUCCGAGCUAUAAAGAAGAGACUCAACCAGUCUCCUAAGAACUUUAAAAUAGUUUCAUAUACAUUAACAUUGCUGGAGUCAUGUGUCAAAAACACUGGCUAUUCUUUCCACAUUUUGGUGUGCAGCAAAGAAUUUGUCCAGGAUCUUGUAAAAUUAAUUGGCCCAAAGAACGACCCUCCGAGCUGCAUCCAGCUGAAGGUGUUGUUGAUGAUUCAGUCCUGGAAUGAGGCCUUCAAGCACCAACCGGAGCUGUCGGGCGUGUGUCAGGUCUACUGUGAGCUCAAGCACAAGGGCAUAGAGUUCCCUCCUGCUGAAGCUGAUGCUGCCCCCAUCAUCACUCCUCACAAAAGCAUCUCGCCCCUACAAUGCAGUGCUGGGGAUGAUGCGGGCAGAGGAGCAGGGGCUGAGUUAAGACCCCCCACCUUAGGGGGCACUUCUCCCCGCCAUCCCUCAACACCCUCACCCCCCGCUCCAGCCUACCCUCCCCCAGCUCAGGGUGUGACGCACGAGGUGCGGGAGAAGCUUGUCAAGGAGCUCGGUGUGGUCGAGACAGAGUUGUACGCGACGUGCCAGGCGAUGCAGAAGCGUGUCGUGGAGCUCGUCGCCCGCGUCUCUGAUGACAUCCUCACGGCAGACCUGCUGCGUAUCAACGACCUCCUCAACAACGUCUUUAUUCGCUAUGACCGCCACAUGUCGAAGUCGCGGGCCAAAAGUAGCCCCGUGAGGACUCCUGAAGGCGUCUUGGGGAGUUCACAUCGCCCUCCCUCGCGUCCUCCCCCUCUUGGGGACGCUGGGGCGGUGGGGGGUAAGGCCCUGGGAGCCUCUAGGCGCGUGGAUGAAGCCGUUGGGGCCUCAAGUGGGGGCGAAGUUUCCCUUAUUGACCUGGCAGUUGACGACGCCCCCGCGCUGCCUCCUGUCCUGCCAGCUACGAGGCUGUCUCCUCUGCCCCAGCAGCUCGGCAACCUCAGUUUGGACGCUGGCAGGAGGGACAAUGGUGAUGACUUCGACUCCUUCGCUCAGUCCAGAACAUCGGUCGCUGAUGGCGCCAAGAAGGACCAAGAAUUACAAGCCGCUGUUGGUGCUGCAAGCAACAGCGUCAACAAAAGUCAUGAUCCGGCUGUGGAAGCGACGCUCUUGGAGGUGGAGAGCAACUUCGAGUCUAUGGAGCGCUGGAUGAGCUCGCAGCCGUAUGGAGCGGAGGUGAGCUCGGACGCCUUCCAGAAGUUCCUGGCAGAUCGCGCUGCGGCGGCCGAACAGCUGCCCUCGCUGCCCUCCCCCGGCGCUGCCUCGGCUUCAAAUACCCAGCCCUGAACCUUCACAUGUCUUCUGUCAGCUUUCAAUUGUCCAAUGAAAAAUUUUUUAGUUGUGUAAAAUAGCCUAGGGUUAACAUUAUUAAACGAUCUAAACAGUUAUUAAGUGUUAAAAUAUGGAUAAAACGCAAAUUAAAGUCACUAUGAAUGCAUUGGAAACGUUUCGGAGACUUGGGGAGAAAAUUUGUCAUUUAAUCUUGAUGUUAAAAUUAGAUUCUGUGACUUUGGAACUGAUGAUGAAGCUUGAACAGGUGAUGAAUAUUUGCUUUUAAAUUCAUGGUUUACUAAGAUGGAAAAAAUAUUCGGAUAAGAUUCGAAAGCUGCCACGUAGGACUUGAUUGGCAAGCAUAAGAAAAUUCUGUAAUUUAUUACCUUCGAAAUGAGCGUAGAUUAACGUGAACGAUCUUCUGUACCUACUUGGAAAUAGUGAGAUCCACAAGCUUGACCGGGCUGAUGAAAUUAGAUCGUAUUCACCGCCGCGUUACAAUAAAGCUAUCCUGUGACGAAGCAUGAUAGAUGCAAAACACGAAGCUUUUUCAUUGUAAUUUUUUUUAUUGAUGUUUGGCAGUUGCACUUGAAGAAAAUAAGUUGCUGAUAACGAACGAUGAUAUUUUAGAACAGAGCUUCUCAAAUUGCACUUUUCGGUGCGUUCGACGUAACUAUGUCUCCUAAGAUUUGUUGUCA